This is a messenger RNA of Anguilla rostrata (American eel), 2378 nucleotides long. It is a transcript of the gene rflnb, whose product is annotated as refilin B. The coding region runs from base 437 to 1060 and encodes 207 amino acids. Gene Ontology annotation, molecular function: filamin binding. Gene Ontology annotation, biological process: negative regulation of bone mineralization involved in bone maturation; actin filament bundle organization; skeletal system morphogenesis. Gene Ontology annotation, cellular component: actin filament bundle. Lineage: Eukaryota; Metazoa; Chordata; Actinopteri; Anguilliformes; Anguillidae. The record is from RefSeq and is a predicted model, not a curated record. The transcript has 3 exons.
AAACAAAGCGCGUCUCCGAGAGAGCUUGAAAGUCCAAACCGGCAAGCGAGCACCGUCUGGGCCAGGAAGUCGCAGCUUCAAAGCAGAAAGGAUUCGCGACCCUUGACCGUAUUGUUUGGAUGUCUUCGGGCCGAGAGAAAAGGACUUCUGGCUUUCUAAUGGCAUGGAGGAAAUAACGGACCGAUUUACACACGAUUAUACUUUUCCGUGUGUUGCUGACUUUGCUUUACAGCCAAACAGCACCCGCUGAUGCCGGUUACGUUAACUCCGAGAUAAACUGUAGUCUCUGUACGGUCGCCGAGGACUUUUCUAAGCAUUUACAAAAAGUCGUCAAGUUAAAUUAGCUCCUGGACAAGUCGUUUAGUGACGGAAGAUUUAAAAUUCAACCGAAUAACCCCAAGCUGGUGUAUUUCAUCAAUAACAUUCCAGGAAAACUAUGUCGGUCAGAUUUAACUUGCCUAAUGUGUCCGAAGAUGACCUACACGUGAACUGUGCACCGGGGCGGCCGCUCGACAGUCCAGAUUCCGGUCUGCCCCCCAGCCCGAGUCCGAGCGCCUGGCUGCUGCCGGGCGGACCUGAGAGAGCUGGGCUCCGACCGCUCGCUGAGGAGGACAGCCGGAGGGCUCCAGCGCGAAACUCUUGCUGCCUGAAAACUCAGCAGACUGGCGCGGACCCUGUGUUUUCGCCGCAGUUUCGUCCUCUGUCCUAUGGGGAAGGAAUCGAGUUGGACCCUCUGCCACCGAAAGAAGUCCGAUACACAUCAUCCGUACGCUAUGACUCCGAUCGGCACUUCAUCCAUUACGUAUCGCUAGAACCCCGUGGUUUUGGCCUGGACUCAUGUAGCCAGACGAUCGUAGCCUUGUCCCACAACACUUGGAAGCACUACCGGACCCAGCUGCACCUGGAGCCCCGGCAGCGGGUACAGCGGUACCAGAGCACCACCAUCGUGUACCCGAAACACGCCAGCGCCGUCUAUGUCACGCACCUGCACUACGACUGCCGCAGGAAAGCCAGGCGCUUCCUCUCCAGCGUGGAGAUGGAGGCCGCGCAACGGGGGUAAUGGCUUAAGUUCUGAGCACGUCACCAUCUGCGCCGAGCGACACUACCGUUCACGCGCCUAAUUAAACUGCGCGCACCACCUGCCUUAGUAACGACUGCUGAACUUGGCAGGUUUGUUCUGAUUGACAAACGGGGUGAUAGCGGCCCUCUUUGACGUCACAACGUGGCUUGGAAUUACGGAAAUUUUCUGCGUGCCGGAGUUUUGUAGGAACGGGGGAAAAUGCGUCUUGUUGUCAGCUUGGGGUGGAAACUCUAAUGAAUGAAAUGCAGUGUAAUAUGAGACAGGCAGUUUAGUGUUAUUGUCCGAGCAGUGAGGCAUGGUGUGUUUAGCAGAUUUAGGGGAAGUGCAGCGGGGUCAGUUGGAAGCUGAAACGCUGUUUUCCAUCUGGUUUCUGUUGUUCUUUGCGUUUCCUGUACUGGCCCUACACACACACACACACACACACACACACACACAUGCACGUGAACGCACGGGGAACUCUGUGGGGUGUUUCUGCCCAGCCAAUGUCCCUUUCGGUUUGGGUAAUGUGUUCUGUUACCGGACGUAAUUUGGUCUUCACAAAACGUUUUCAUGUGGAACUUGUUGAUGGAAACUCAUAUCGCAUGGUAUUGCACAUAAAUUGCUUUAACGUGUUAUUUAGUAAGCACAUCUGUAGGUUUUUUUUUUUCAUGGGUUGUGUAAAGGGACAUUUUUGCAACAUGCUUCCUGUUUGUUUGAACUUAUUUAGCGCACAAUGAGUGAAGGUGCGGCUGAACGAAAAGCAGUGUAAUGUGUGACAGGACUUCGGUGAGUGUGCGUAGCUACACUGCGCAGAACACCCAAGGCUCACUAGCAUGUACAUGUCAGCGCAGAUUAUCUGACUGUGUUCCAGGCCUCUCUUUCCCUGCUGGCUUCACAGGCUGCGUGUGACAUUGCUGUGCACGAGCGAGAGGAGUGUGUAGACUGCCCCUAAUCUAACAGAGGCGCUUUGCUGGAUACUAAAUUUUCCCCACCCUUACGAUCCCCUCUAACCUUUAAUCCAGAUUAAAUGGCUGCUGUAACAGUGAUUGAUUGAGUAGAUUUCUCAAUCUGUGUUCCCAUCUCAUCAGAACUGUUCACAGUUAAGCAAGGUUGUGUGUGUGUGUGUGUGUGUGUGUGUGUGUGCGCGCGCGCGAGUGAGUGUGUGUGUGUGUGUGUGGUGGGGGGGGGUGUUAUUGAAUUUUAAUUUUAUUUUCUCUAUAAAUUGUACUGCUUUUCUGUAAUGUUUGGAAAGGUUUUGUCAUAGCAGCUAUGCAAAUAUAAUCUCAACUGUUUUAAUAAACUGUAUAAUGAUUAAUAA